CAACAUCCCUCGACAUUCCAAAUACAUAUAUCGAUUCCUCAAUCCGCAUGAUGGGAUAGCGCCAUCAGACACUCACAUUCCAACGGCCAUGGAGGUCCAGCUGUACAUCUACGACCUGUCGCAGGGCCUCGCCCGUCAAUUCUCUCAAGCCUUGACAGGCAUUCACAUCGACGCCAUUUAUCACACGGCAAUCGUCUUCGAUAAUGUCGAGUAUUUCUUCGGCCAGGGCAUUCACCGGAAAAUCCCUGGCUCAACCCACCAUGGCCGACCGAUGAAGAUCAUGAGUUUGGGUCAGACGCAUCUACCCCUCGAUGUCGUCGACGAAUACAUCGAGUCGCUGGAGACAAUCUACACGCCCGAAUCGUAUGAUUUGUUUUUGCACAACUGCAACAACUUCACGCAGGAUCUCGCCAUGUUUCUCGUCGGUAAGAGCAUUCCUGACGAGAUUCGAAGCCUGCCGGAGACAUUCUUGAAUACUCCUAUCGGACAGAUGUUGAGAGGCCAGAUUGACGAGUCGAUGAGAGCCAUGACCCAGGCACCCGAUGCUGUCGCAGGUCAGAAUACUGGCCGCACUCAGUUGGCGGCGCAGCAAACCUCUAAGGCCGAUCACAAGGAAGUUUUAUCCUCUUCAUUAUCCAAUGGCUCGUCUCACAAACUCACCGCUCCCGCCAUUAUCAAUGCUCAACCACCCGCAGACGGUCCCGGCAAGGUCCACAACAUCACCACUCUCUCUGAAUUGGAUUCCCUGCUCUCCUCAGCCUCACAAUCUUUUGCCGUCAUAUUCUUCACCUCAGCGACAUGCCCGCCUUGUAAAAUCGUCUAUCCGACUUACGACGACUUGGCUGCCGAAGCAGGCACGCGUUCAGGUGCAAAGUUGAUCAAGAUCGACAUCUCGGCGUCCCCUUCCGCUCAUGCAGUGGCACAGAGAUAUAGUGUCCGCGCGACACCGACAUUUAUAACGUUCCUUCGGGGCCAGAAGCAGGAUGAAUGGGCCGGUGCGAAUCCGGCUCAAUUAAGAGGCAAUGUUCAGUUGCUGUUGCAGAUGGCGAAGCCGCCACAACAUCAGCAUUCAAACUUGAGACUGCCAACGUUCCAACAUGUUAUCGAUACACCGAUUCUCUACACGAAGACGCCACCUUUGGAGAAGCUGCUCGGGAAGUUAGGCAGAACCUUCUCAGACGACAAAUCGGUACAGGACCUCGUGAGCUACAUCAAAAUGCGCGACGCCAAGGGCAUGACAGAAGCUGCACUCCCAGAUCUGCACGCCUUCAGUGAGCACAUUGCCUCCAAAUUCACCGGCCUUCCAAAAGAGAGCGUUUUUGCAGCCAUCGACCUUGUCCGCGUUGCGGCGGCCGAUCCUCGUGUCGCGAGUUUCCUGACCACUGAACGCGAACAUCGCACACUUUUGGCACUCUUCAGUACAAUCCAGACCUCCCAAGGUGAUUUCACGAAGGCACCAUACAAUAUUCAAUCUGUCACUCUCCAACUUGGGUGCAACUUGUUCUCCUCCAAUAUCUUCCAGGAGCAGAUCUUCAAAUCGCACUCGUCCUCGUCACCUUCUCCUUCUACAAGCAACGUUUUGAAAGAAAGGCUAGAAGACCUUGCGGCGCAGUGCCUGCUAUCACCACAUCUGAACUCGAGGUCUUUGGCUGCAGUUUUGGUAUACAACCUUGCAAGUUGGACGCAUAACGUGCGGUUUUACGCGCACAGCUUCCCAACCACGUCCCCCGACACACCCGCCGAAGAGGGAGGAGCCGUGAGCGACGACCUUGCCGCCGCUUUGCUCGAGAGCAUUUCGUCCCUGGCAGCUCUCGCACCCGCCCCAACCACGACCACUCCUUCGGGAAGCGGUAAUCUCAAAGAAACGCUCCACGCCCUCCUGCUUACCCUCGGGGUGCUUCUCUACUCAGCACCUGCUGGCGACAUGCUUUGGGAUCUGUGUCGGGCAAUGGAGCUCAAGGAUGUACUGAAGGAGCUGGGGAAGAGGGCUGACUGUAAAGGAGAGAAGCUGUUGAAAGAGGUUGGGGAGGAAUUGUUGGGCAAAGGCGGGUUUUGAAUGCUAAGAUACGACGCCUCGGAAGAUGCACAUUGGACAUCGCCUAUAAGAGGAAGACGUGAAGGGGACUCUUUGUGUUGUAUUGGCGGCGGCGCGUUUGGAUUGAUUCACUUCUAGAUCGAAGUAGAAUACGAGCCAGAGAGAAAGAGGCAAAUGGAUCGCGGACUAUCACCACCACCACCGACAAGAAGCGAUGGCCCUGCACUCUCGUUACGUGAAUC
Cladophialophora immunda is the source of this 2277-nucleotide messenger RNA. RefSeq lists its product as uncharacterized. Gene Ontology annotation, molecular function: peptidase activity. Lineage: Eukaryota; Fungi; Ascomycota; Eurotiomycetes; Chaetothyriales; Herpotrichiellaceae. Gene Ontology annotation, biological process: protein modification by small protein removal. The transcript is spliced from 2 exons. The record is from RefSeq and is a predicted model, not a curated record. The coding region runs from base 89 to 2056 and encodes 655 amino acids.